CCGCGGCGCGGCGCGCUCGUAAGAGUCCAGGAUGAGUUAUGCAGAAAAACCUGAUGAAAUCACAAAAGACGAAUGGAUGGAAAAGCUUAAUAACUUGCAUAUUCAGAGAGCAGACAUGAACCGCCUUAUCAUGAACUACCUUGUCACAGAGGGCUUUAAAGAGGCRGCAGAGAAAUUUCGAAUGGAGUCUGGAAUUGAACCCAGUGUUGAUCUGGAGACUUUGGAUGAAAGAAUAAAAAUUCGAGAAAUGAUCCUGAAAGGACAGAUUCAGGAAGCAAUUGCAUUAAUAAACAGUCUUCAUCCCGAAUUGUUAGAUACAAACAGAUAUCUUUAUUUUCAUUUACAGCAGCAACAUUUGAUUGAACUGAUUCGGCAGCGUGAGACAGAAGCAGCUCUGGAAUUUGCUCAGACCCAAUUAGCAGAACAAGGGGAGGAGAGCAGAGAAUGCCUGACAGAAAUGGAGCGUACGCUGGCUCUGCUUGCCUUUGAUAAUCCCGAAGAAUCGCCCUUCGGAGACCUGCUUAACAUGAUGCAGCGACAGAAGGUAUGGAGUGAGGUUAACCAAGCUGUCCUAGACUAUGAAAAUCGUGAAUCAACACCCAAGUUGGCAAAAUUACUGAAGCUACUACUGUGGGCUCAGAACGAGCUGGACCAGAAGAAAGUGAAAUAUCCGAAAAUGACAGACCUCAGCAAGGGGACGAUUGAAGAACCCAAGUAAAAUGUGUGCAGAUGGACAUCAAAAAAUCUUAGUACUGCACAGUAUACAUUUAUAUCAGUCUGUGACUGAAAUAUUUUUACUACAGUACAGCACUCAAUUCAGAUUUUUCAAUGAACAUCUACUUUGAAGGGAGAAGAGUCCCUUUUAAAUGCUGCAAAAACUGCAUUGAAAGGCGCUGUAUCUCUUUGAAAGUCUGACUUAGGCUAUGCACUAUAAUACAUUUUUAAAAAAAAAACAAACAGGAAAGGAAAAAAUAGCAUUUUUAGAAGYACAGAACUCGUGGUUUCUAAUUGGCUACUCCUGCCUAGUUUAGUGGCCAGUGAGCUAAUACGGAGUUCUAUUGGCAACUAUUCAGUUAAGUUUAACUGUCUCCUGUUUGAAAUGUGUAUAUAGAACAGUGAAUAUUUUCUACCUUUAAGUUAUAGCCAGAUAUACAUUCCCCUUAAAAGUAACUGGUUAAGUUUUCAUCUAUAAACUUUGCAGUAAGGUCAACCUUUUGCCUUGGAAAUAGUGUACAAACUUGUAAAUCAUAAUUUAAGGACUUUUUUUUUCCUCGUUUCUGACUUUUUGGUGCUUUAUAUGGUGAGAACUAUGUUCAUAAUGGAUCAGUGACCCAUCUUUUCACAAGAAGUAUUGUUGGAAAUAAUUUUUUUCUUAGUUUCUGUGAACGACCAAAAUGGCCCCCAGAGGCAGGUAAGGUUUUUUGUUAAAAGGGGCCUUCCCCCUGUAUAAAACUUGCAGCUGUAGAUACCACAGUGAUGCCAGCAGGUUCCUAAAGCCUUGAAGAUCACUGGGUUUUUGAAAGCUGAAAAGAUGUACUUGUGUUAGAAGUGAAAAAGAGGGGGAAAUGUGCUCGUGGAAGCCUCUGAUCCAUCACCUUGUGCACGAUCUGCCUUUAUGCUUGCUGGGUAAGAGUGGUAGUUGUAGGGCUACUUAGGGCUAUUUUUAUGCCUUGAGCUGAGCUGUUUUUAAAAAACGAAAUCUCCGUUUUUCCCGAUUCUUCCAUACCUUUCUGAAGAGAUGCAGUUCAUCUUCACCUGUAUUACUUUUGUUUACUGACUCCUCACUCCAGUUAAAACUCUAGUUUUAAUGUUAUACAUGUAAAGUCCAGACUUUCAAGUCAGCAAAUUGUAAUCCGGGUAUGGAAUAUCCUGGUUGACUUAAUUUUGCAGCACGGUAUACUGGUAUAACCGGUAGUAAUAAGCACUAAUCUUGCCAAACCAAUUUCUAGAUUUUUAAGCCCCUUUAUCAAUUUAUAACAGACUUGCUGAAAAAAGACCAGUGAUGGAUGAAACAGUUUUAACAUCAUGAUACACUGGCAGCUGUCAUACCAGGCCCAUACUGUACAUAAUCUAGUCUUGUACAUUAGAUACUACCCUGUAGAAUGAAACUUUAGUUUUCACUUAAUUUUACUGGAAUACUUAUGCAUUAAACUGUAUAAAGCUUUGCAGAUCCACCUGACCUAGGGAAACUAACAGAACCUGUUACUGAUUGCAUUACUGUGAACACUGUUUACCUGUGUAGCUAUUUUUUUUUGUGGAGGAGGGACAUCUUUGUUUGAGAAGCAGCUAUUGGAGAUGCAGAGCAGCAAGGUUAAGCUAGAUGAUGGAUAUAACAAAAAGAUUUUUGGUUUCUUCCCGUUUAUUACUGAUGGUUUUGUUCCACAUUUGAGGCUUUUGUGGUACGCAGGUCUUAAAAGUUCAUACAUAGACAACAAGCUAUCAGUUCCCCCCAUCUGCAAGAGUGGUCUGGCUUUACUUCAUCCAGACUGGUUAUUCUGACACUUACCAAACUGUUACCUGUUUUAUUUCCUCUUUUUUUUUAAUGGUUUGUUUGUUUUUUUUCACUCCUUCCCCUUUUUUUUUUCCCUUCCCCCCAGGCAUUUGUUAAGAACCAUGUGUAAUUUGAGUUUGUGAUAGACUGUAUGGUUAAUGUAACUUUGUUUAAUAACAAGCUAAAGAAACAAAACUGGAAUAGCUCUAAUUUCUUCAUGUAUAAACGAUCAGCUUUUCCUCUGUUCUGACACUGCUAACUCUCAUCUAAAGCUUCUCCCGGAUGAAGUGGAAAGUGGUGCAUUUUUGUGGCAUGACUAGCAUUUUUCUCCAUGAGAAAUGCAGUAUUACAGUCCUGGUUGAGAAGUUCACUGUACUUCUAGAACGCUACAUUAAUUUCUUAUAGUAUUUGGGCAAAGAUUGUGCGUAGAUUACUUGAAUUUUCACUAGCUUUUUUUUUUCCAUUUAAAAAUAAACAUGUUUUUUAAGGGGUUUAAUAUGAAAUUAGUAUAGAAGUAUUCUACUUUGUUUUUAUGAACAUGCCACAUUGAUAAGCAGCUUUAAUCUGUAAAGUUUUUGGUAACUGCAAGAAAAUAUUUGAAAGCUAUGCAUUUUAGAGAAAGCAUAAAGGUAGUCAUAAUGGUACUUCUAAGGAUCUUUAUAUUAGUGUAUAUAAAAUAGUUUGCAUAUACAAAUAUAAUAUAUAAUCUGUUUGAAAUAUUCUUGAAAGGUAGGGGCUGUGAAACAUAAUUUAUGGAAAUAUUGUACACAGUAAACAGACCUCUGUCAGUACACGAAUGAACUUUUUGUCAUAUGCAUGAAAAAUGUCUUAUUUGGUGACUACUAAUGAAUGGGGUUUUGCCGACCCAUUUUUGUUAGGUAACCACUUUAACAAAUAUUAUUAAAUGCCACUUUGAUCAGUUUGCGCUAGUGUAAAAAUGCAUAUUUUGUUCCAAUUAAUUUAAAACAGUGUGAGAAUGACUUUUAUACGAAGAUUUGUUCCAAACUCAACGGUGGCAAACAAAUCUGGUAAUUAAAUGUGCUACACUACUCAUUCUUCCCCCAACCUUUCCGUUGUCGAAAGCGAAUAAGGUUUUAUCAUUAAUUCUAUGAACAUGAAGAAGUUGGGUUGUAAAAUAUCCUGUCUUGUAUGGCUCUGCGA
Molecule: messenger RNA, 3652 nt
Organism: Nothoprocta perdicaria
Lineage: Eukaryota; Metazoa; Chordata; Aves; Tinamiformes; Tinamidae
Gene: GID8
Product: GID complex subunit 8 homolog
Exons: 5
Coding region: 32-718 (228 amino acids)
Biological process (GO): positive regulation of canonical Wnt signaling pathway; proteasome-mediated ubiquitin-dependent protein catabolic process
Cellular component (GO): cytoplasm; nucleus
Molecular function (GO): protein binding
Source: RefSeq, a predicted model, not a curated record